Molecule: messenger RNA, 2768 nt
Organism: Pistacia vera
Lineage: Eukaryota; Viridiplantae; Streptophyta; Magnoliopsida; Sapindales; Anacardiaceae
Product: G-type lectin S-receptor-like serine/threonine-protein kinase At1g11300
Exons: 7
Coding region: 139-2631 (830 amino acids)
Biological process (GO): protein phosphorylation; recognition of pollen
Molecular function (GO): protein serine/threonine kinase activity; ATP binding
Source: RefSeq, a predicted model, not a curated record
GCAGAAAAGACUUUGUUUUAUAUGACAUUUGAAAAAUAACUUCUUUCUAGGAAAAUUUGCUAUUCAUUUUGUUAGAUAGUCAUGAUUCUAAAAUAUAAAUUGUUUAGGCGUUCAACAAGAUUCUAUUAACGCCAACACAUGGAAGUUGGCAGCUGCAGGAUUUCGGUAGUUUUUGUUUUCUUGACAAUUUGUUUUUGUUCAGAUUUUGGCACUGCCAUAGACACCAUCACAUCUUCCCAAUCCAUCAGAGAUCUUGAAACAAUCAUCUCCAGGGCCAACAAGUUCAAAUUGGGGUUUUUCAGCCCUGGUAAUUCUAGCAAUCGCUAUGUAGGUAUUUGGUACAAUAAAUUAUCUACAAGUGCUGUCAUAUGGGUUGCUAACAGAAACAAGCCCCUCAAUGAUUCGUCCGGGAUUAUUACCAUAACUGAGGAUGGCAAUCUUGUAGUUUUGAAUGGACAGAGAGAGGUUAUUUGGUCAUCAAAUGUUUCGAAUUCAGUAAAUAAUGCAUCAGCUCAGCUUUUAGAUUCCGGUAAUCUUGUAUUGCGUGAUAACACCAAGGGAGUAAGUAUAUGGGAGAGUUUCGAAGAGCCUACCGAUUCAUUCUUGUCAGGGAUGAGAAUUAGUACUAAUAUAAGAACAGGUGAGAAAGUGAAGUUGACAUCAUGGAAAAGCCCUUCUGAUCCAUCUAUUGGAAGCUUCUCAGCUGGCCUUGAUGCUUUAAACAUUCCUGAAAUUUUCAUUUGGAACAAUAGCCGCCCGUUUUGGAGGUCCGGUCCAUGGAAUGGACGAGUCUUUCUUGGAGUGCCUAAUAUGAAUUCUGUUUAUCUUGACGGAUUUAAUCUUGUAGUAGAUGACCAAGAAGGAACUGCUUAUCUAACUUUUUCAUUUGUGAACAUGUCUUUGUUCUUUGUCCUGAAAUCAAAAGGAGUAGUGGAAGAAAGAAAGUGGAUUGAAGAAAAGGCGGAGUGGAUGGUUCCUUUCUGGAAUCCUAAUACUGAGUGUGAUGUUUAUGGUAUGUGUGGAGCAUUUGGAAGUUGUGAUCCACUGAAAAAGCCAAUUUGCAGCUGUUUAAGAGGGUUUGAGCCAAAGAAUGUAGAGGAAUGGAAUGGAGGAAACUGGAGUGAUGGUUGUGUCAGAAGGAUAGAACUACAGUGUGAAAGGAUAAAGAAAACUGUUGAAGCUGGCAAAGAAGAUGGAUUUCUGAAAUUAAAGAUGAUGAAGGUACCGGGCUUUUCAGAUUGGUCAUCAGCCCCCGAGUCUGAGGGUCAAUGCAGAGAACAGUGCUUGAAUAAUUGCUCCUGUAUAGCUUAUGCAUAUGAUGUUGGUAUUGGUUGUAUGUUAUGGAGCGGCAACUUAAUUGACAUUCAGAAACUCCGCAGUGCAGGGAUAGAUCUUUACAUUCGUUUGGCACGUUCAGAAUUUAAUAAAAUAGACCUGAAAGUUGUUAUCAUAGUACCAGUGAUUCUAGGAGUAAUUGUAUUUGUAAUUACAGUCUGUGCAUUUUUCUCAUGGCGAUGGAUGGAUAAACGGAAAGCUAUGAAGGAAAAAAACAGGGUGAUGCAGCUUGAUGAAGGGGAAGUAUAUAAAGAAUUAUCUUCGGAAAACAUUAACCAGACCAAAUUCCAGGAUCUACCACUAUUCACUUUUGAGGAGCUGGUAACUGCGACUAACAACUUUCAUUUAACCAAUAAGCUUGGGGAGGGUGGUUUUGGCUUAGUAUACAAGGGAAAGUUACAAGAUGGACAAGAAAUAGCUGUGAAAAGACUAUCAAAAGCAUCUGGACAAGGGAUAGAAGAAUUUAUGAAUGAGGUGGUGGUAAUUUCUAAACUCCAACAUCGAGGCCUCGUUAGACUACUCGGAUGCUGUGUUGAAUCAGGAGAAAAGUUGCUGAUUUACGAAUAUAUGCCAAACAAAAGCCUGGAUGCGUUUCUCUUUGAUCCAGUGAACCGCGAACUUUUGGAUUGGAGAAAACGCUUCAACAUUAUUCAAGGAAUAAGUCGAGGUCUCCUUUAUCUUCACAGGGAUUCUAGAUUGCGGAUCAUACAUAGAGAUUUAAAGGCAAGUAACAUCUUAUUGGAUGAAGAACUGAAUCCAAAAAUUUCAGAUUUUGGCAUGGCAAGGAUUUUUAAAAGCAAUCAAGAUCAAGCCAAUACCAAAAGAAUCGUAGGGACAUAUGGUUACAUGUCCCCUGAAUACGCCAUGGAAGGGAGAUUCUCUGAGAAAUCUGAUGUCUACAGUUUCGGAGUAUUGCUAUUGGAGAUUGUAAGUGGUAGAAGAAACAAAAACUUUCAAAAUGAUGAAUCGUUGGGUCUUCUGGGCUGUGCUUGGGAAUUGUGGAACGAAAACAACAUUGUUGGUCUAAUUGAUCCUGUGAUAUAUGAUCCAUGCUUUCAAGUUGAGAUGAUAAGAAGCAUACGUGUAGGAUUGUUGUGCGUGCAGGAAUUCGUGAAGGAUAGGCCAACCAUGUCAACUGUUAUUUCCAUGCUUAAUGCUGAAAUUGUGGAACUUCCUGCUCCAAAGCAACCUGCAUUUAUUGAAAGGCGGAAUGUUUUUGAUACAGAGUCCGCUGAACAGAGCCAGAAUAGAAUUUCUAUUAACAAUGUUACGGUGACACACAUUGAUGUCAGAUAGCAAAAAAAGCCCUUAAUGCAAGGUGCAUGUUUUUCCUUUCACAAUAUGUUACUUUUAUGAAGAUUGUUGUAAUUGUUUUUUGAGAUUUUCAAACAAAACAGUGAGGGAGAAUUUCUAUCAGGUGAGUAAUAUUUUGG